GAUUUUAAGCCGGCAAAGCCCUUCUAUCACUGUUAUAAUUUCUCUCACAGUGUGUGAGAACUCGGAGAGAAAUCGGAUUGACCCUUUUGGAUUCUCUCAGAUUCUUGAGGACCGAAAUUCUAGGGUUUUCUUCUCUCACAGAGCAAUUGUACAGGAAAUAAAGAGAACUGUGCUUAUUGAAGGGAUUUGGAAGGUAUGCAGUCAAAGUCUGAAAAUGCAAAUCGACUAGACCCUGGUUCACAUGUCAUUCCACCGACGAGUGUCUACACUGAACCUUGGUGGCGUACUGGGUACAACCCCAUGUCUCCGGUUGUGACAGGGGGAAACGUAUCCAAUUCAUCUUCGUUGGAAUGCCCAAAUGGUGUUUCAGAUUCCAACGACGGUCAAUCUCCAUCAAAUGGUGGAUUGAAUGAGGACGAUGAUGAUGCCACCAAAGAAUCACAAAAUACUACAUCUUCCAGAUCAGCUGGAAAUUAUGCACAAGAACACCAAAACAUGCAGCAUGUUGCGUCAACUGCACCUAUGCGUGAUGAAUGUCUCACCCAACCUCCACAGCUUGAACUUGUUGGACACUCAAUUGCAUGCGCGUCAAAUCCUUAUCAGGAUCCAUAUUAUGGGGGAAUGAUGGCACCCUAUGGACACCAGCCUUAUGGUUAUCCUCCUUUUCUCGGAAUGCAACAUGCCAGAAUGCCUUUGCGCCUCGAGAUGGCACAAGAGCCUGUUUAUGUUAAUGCCAAACAGUACCAAGGUAUUCUGAGGCGGAGACAAGCACGCGCCAAGGCUGAGCUUGAAAAGAAGUUGGUGAAAGUUAGAAAGCCAUAUCUUCAUGAAUCUCGUCACCAGCAUGCUAUGAGAAGGGCUAGGGGUACUGGAGGGCGCUUUGCAAAGAAAAAUGGUACUGAUGCCUCAAACCAUGAAGCCAAAGAAAAGGGCACAACUUCUGGGCCAGCUCUCUCAUCACAAUCUGCAAGUUCAUCUGGUUCGGAGCCCUUGCUCACUGACUCUGCUGGAACAUGGAAUUCCUCCCAUGGGCAACAGGAUCGGAUGCAUGACGCUCCCAAUGCUCACAAUUAUGUAAAUGGCCGUGACCACUUCCAGAAUCACAACAGCUUGCAGGCUUCGUCGUAUCUGCGUGCUGGUGAAAGAGGUGAGGAAGGCGACUUGAAAUGGGGAAGCGUUUCUUCUAACCAGGCUUCACAGAGGCGUCUUGCCAUCCAGUGAAUCCCAGGGCGGAGUUGGGUGCCAAGAUGGAGGAUUGGCCCCAAAUGGGAUGUAUAUUCCCUGUUUAUCUAUUGAAAGCAUUCUUGGCAAUUCGUCUGCCAGGCGGCAAUUCAUUCUUGGCUUUAAGAUCGUGCAUGUGGCAUGGAUGAAGAGUGGGGAAGAGAUGGUGAAUGGGCCAUGUGGCUUGUUAAAUGAUUUCCAGUGCUUCAUUCCUCCCAUUUCUGCCCGUUGUACAGAGUAUAGAGAUUAGAUGACUCAAAGUUUGCCUUUUAACUCUGGAUUAAAUGUAUUAACCUUCUUGCUUGAUAGGGGGCUUGACCUUGGUGCACUUUGUGUUUAAUGUUACUCAUAGGAAUUGAAUUGUGGCUUAUUUUGCAAAACAUCAAACUUUGAAAUAAUGAUUUUUCAUUCUGACU
Molecule: messenger RNA, 1637 nt
Organism: Alnus glutinosa
Lineage: Eukaryota; Viridiplantae; Streptophyta; Magnoliopsida; Fagales; Betulaceae
Product: nuclear transcription factor Y subunit A-1-like
Exons: 6
Coding region: 196-1221 (341 amino acids)
Biological process (GO): regulation of transcription by RNA polymerase II
Cellular component (GO): CCAAT-binding factor complex
Molecular function (GO): DNA-binding transcription factor activity, RNA polymerase II-specific; RNA polymerase II cis-regulatory region sequence-specific DNA binding
Source: RefSeq, a predicted model, not a curated record